AUGAAGCUGAAACUGGCACUAAAUGCUUCAGAAUCCCAAGAAGACUAUAAACUACUGAAAUCUGCGCUUUCAACGGUAGCUUCGCUGCGAAGAACGGCCGUGUUACGGUUCACAAGUGAGAGAUUGGUCAUAAUAUCAACACCUGGUUUGCCUUCCAAUAGUUCAAGUAUUCUUGGUGAUACGGGACAACUCUGGUGUACAAUUCCUCGAGAUAUCUUUACGCUCUACAACGUAGUGAGUGCGAGAGACCUGAACACCAUCGCGAUGGAGUGCAGUUGCGACGCGCUGCUAAACGUUUUCAAAAAGUACGACGCCGUUAUAAGCCAAGGAACUAACGGCACUAUGACAAUAAAACUGCAGAGUAUGCCAGAGUGGAAUGUUACACCAUUGUUAUCCGGAGACGUCGGUGGUAAGAAUGGAGCUAACGGUGGUGGCAGCAGUAGUUCGAAACCAAAUCCGGUAUGCGCUUUGGGCAUAACUUUUGAAGAGGUUGUACAUCGUGCAACAGGUGGAAGAAUGGGCACUACAAGUAUUAGCAAUACCGGAACUUCUAAGUUUAUUGCGCAUUCUUUCAAAAUCCCUGCGAAACUAUUGUUCAAGGCGCAAGAUUCACGCAUACAGGAGCCCAUGGUCAAUUAUUCGCAACUUCUGAUGUACCGGUUGCCUGCGCCACAAGGAGAGUGGGGCCGCGGAUUUUCAAAUUUUAUUCGGCGAAUCGAGAGAUACACCACGGUGCAAAAUGUGAAAUUGAGUGGUAAGGGAGGACAUGGAGAAUCUGCGGAUAGACAACGUGAUUUUGGACUAGCACUUAUUGUCAAUGAACUCGAUUGGUAUCUUGAAAUUUGUUGGAAUGGGCCGCUUGAAGUGGUUCCUCAGCCGCAAAAUGGGGAAUCUGAGGCGCAUAGUCAACCUGAAUUUACCAGUAUCGACGAUACGAGCCCCUUGACGGCUCUCAACGAUUCGGAACCGGGAACUGAAGACAAUUCAGUCUACGAGGUCGUUUUAAAACGCAAGGAUUGGAAAGUCUGUGGCAAAUUAUACGAAGGUUUUGAAGACGUUGUGCUUGCCAUAUCUCAUGAUGAGUCGUGUGUAUUCCAUUGCUCUUUGAGCCGAAAUAGCGUAGACGAUGAAGGGCAGGAAAAGAAUCGAGAACAAGGGCAGGUGAUAUACUAUAUGGCUAGAGCAAGAAGAAGUGGAUGA
This is a messenger RNA of Lachancea mirantina, 1200 nucleotides long. NCBI's taxonomy places the organism in Eukaryota, Fungi, Ascomycota, Saccharomycetes, Saccharomycetales, Saccharomycetaceae. The record is from the annotation of a GenBank genome assembly.